Messenger RNA from Mirounga angustirostris (Northern elephant seal), 1008 nucleotides. RefSeq names its product small nuclear ribonucleoprotein U11/U12 subunit 35 (gene SNRNP35). Gene Ontology annotation, cellular component: U12-type spliceosomal complex; precatalytic spliceosome. The record is from RefSeq and is a predicted model, not a curated record. Bases 143 to 883 code for a protein of 246 amino acids. NCBI's taxonomy places the organism in Eukaryota, Metazoa, Chordata, Mammalia, Carnivora, Phocidae. Gene Ontology annotation, biological process: mRNA splicing, via spliceosome. Gene Ontology annotation, molecular function: mRNA binding; snRNA binding. The transcript is spliced from 2 exons.
AAAACGAGAAGCACUGCUCGUGGCGAAUCGGCUUCUUCCAAUAUAAAGGACCGCUCAGGCAGGCGCGAGGAGUCGCUGGCGCUUCGAGUCCGUGGAGUCCGCUGGCUAAGGUGGGAAGGGAAGCCCGAGCCUUGCUGAGAACAUGAAUGAUUGGAUGCCCAUUGCCAAGGAGUAUGACCCGCUUAAAGCUGGCAGCAUUGAUGGCACUGAUGAAGACCCACACGAUCGUGCCGUCUGGAGGGCAAUGUUGGCACGAUACACCCCCAACAAAGGCGUCACAGGAGACCCCCUCCUCACCCUGUUUGUGGCAAGACUAAACUUGCAGACCAAAGAGGAGAAGUUAAAGGAAGUAUUUUCCCGCUAUGGGGACAUCCGGCGGCUUCGGCUGGUGAGGGACUUGGUCACUGGCUUUUCAAAGGGCUAUGCCUUCAUUGAAUACAAAGAGGAGCGUUCUCUGAUCAAAGCUUACCGAGAUGCAGACGGCCUGGUUAUUGACCAGCAUGAGAUAUUUGUGGACUAUGAACUGGAAAGGACCCUCAAAGGGUGGAUCCCUCGGCGACUUGGAGGAGGUCUGGGGGGGAAAAAGGAAUCCGGGCAACUGAGAUUUGGGGGGCGUGAUCGGCCUUUUCGAAAACCCAUUAAUUUGCCAAUUGUUAAAAACGACCAAUACAGAGAGGGAAAAAGGGAAAAGCGGGAGCGAUCUCGGUCUCGAGAAAGGCACUGGGACUCUCGGACAAGAGACCGAGACCACGACCGUGGCCGGGAGAGGAGAUGGCAGGACAGAGAGCCAACCAGGGUGUGGCCAGAAAGUGACUGGGAGAGAGAGAGGGACUUCAGAGAUGACAGAGCCAAGGGGAGGGAGAAGAGGGACCGAAGUAAAUAGAGGCUCACCACCACCACCAGAACCCAGACGAAGACACAGCAUAAAUAGAAGCACGGAGAGAUCUGUGUUGCUUUUAUACAGUUUGAAACUAUGUCCAGUGCUUGAAUAAAAUUUGCUGAUGGUGA